Phodopus roborovskii (desert hamster) is the source of this 937-nucleotide messenger RNA. It is a transcript of the gene Mzb1, whose product is annotated as marginal zone B and B1 cell specific protein. The coding region runs from base 10 to 672 and encodes 220 amino acids. Gene Ontology annotation, biological process: regulation of B cell proliferation. NCBI's taxonomy places the organism in Eukaryota, Metazoa, Chordata, Mammalia, Rodentia, Cricetidae. The record is from RefSeq and is a predicted model, not a curated record. Gene Ontology annotation, cellular component: endoplasmic reticulum chaperone complex; extracellular region. The transcript is spliced from 4 exons.
UGUAGGGCCAUGGGGGAAGGGAAGAGGGCCAGUGAGGUGUCGGUUCCCUAUUGGCCUAAGCCACAGAUAAUUCGAAUACGCAUCUGCACCCCAACCACACUGCAUGCUUCAGAGGCCAUGAGGCUGCCCCUGCCACUGCUGCUAGUGUUUGGGUGCAGGGCUAUCCUGGGAAGCCUCGGGGAUAGGGCUUCACUCUCCGCUACGGCUCCAGUGUUGGAUGAGGAAGAGAAGUAUGCAUCUUACAUGCCUGCUCACCUGCGCUGUGACGCCUGCCGGGCUGUGGCCUACCAAAUGGGGCAGCAUCUGGCAAGAGCAGAGGCUAAAUCUCCAGAGUCAAGUGGCUUGCAGGAGCUGAGUGAGUCGAUAUACACCGAUGUCCUGGACCGGACGUGCUCUCAGAACUGGCAGUCCUAUGGAGUCCAAGAAGUGAACCAGAUAAAGCAUCUCAUGGGCCCAGGACUCAGCAAGGGGACAGAGCCACCCAUCAGCGUGAUGAUUACUGGGGGUCCUUGGCCCAAUAGGCUCUCCAUGACAUGUUUCCAGUACCUGGGAGAGUUUGGAGAAGACCAGAUCUAUGAAGCCUACCGUCAAGGCCAUGAGACUCUGGAGGCACUGCUGUGUGGGGGCCCUCAGGGGCCCUGCUCACCUGAGAACCCAAGAGAAGAGCUUUAGUGCCAGCCAGGACACCGGAUCUUCUCUCUCUUUAUAAUUAACAGUUGUUUGGAGACAGGGUCUCAUUAUGUAGCACAGGCUGGCCUUGAACUUGUCCUCCAGCCUCAGCCUUGAAAAUGCUGCCGUGACUGUUCCAAGCCUUCCAGUGCAGGUGGGGAGGGGGCAGGGAAGCCUAGCUCCUGCUGUCAAUCUUCUUCCCCCACCCCUCCCUGGGGCACUGGAGUUGAUGAUGAAUAAGGCCUACUUUCAAAUAAAGCUCAGUGAC